CAUGUCCAGUACCAGACAAUAUCUCGUUUCCGCAGUGACUGUCGGUGUAGUCCAUGGAGAGUCCAAAGGAAAGAAAGACUCACCUGCAUGUCCAUGCAGUGUUCCACACCCUUCUGAGAGGGGUCGAUUCAAUCCGAAAGAGACUCUGCAUGUACCGUUAUUACCAAGCGCGUGCUGGAACCGAAUGAGUGCUAACAGAGAGCAGAAAGUCGCCACUCCGCGCAGGUUGUCCGGUUGCCGCAAGAAACGUUCCCGCUACUGUAUUAGCCUCCGCCGAAAAGCUGCGAUAUGGCAUACCCUUCUACGAUCCAAGCCAUAACCAUCACUGAGACUGGUGGUCCUGAGGUUCUCGAGAAAACCGAGAUACCCCGGGGAAUUUAUCCUCCGGAUAAGUUCCCUUUCGUUAUAGGCGUUGAGGUUUCUGGGACCAUCGUUCGCCUCCCGACAGACCCUGCCGUCCUCAACGACCCUGACUACCAGAAGCGAGAGUACAAGCAUGGCUCCCGAGUUGCCGUGGACAGUCUGAGCUCCCAUGCGGAAUAUAUUUCGGUGGCCUGGAAGACAGCGUACCCUGUGCCUGAAAGUAUAACGGCUCGUACUGCAGCCGCAUCCCUGAUUCAGGGUUUGACUGCCAUCUCUUUCAUGGAGGAGUCAUACAAUGUCCAGAAGGGUGACAUCAUUUUAAUCCACACUAUUGCGGGUGGAUUGGGCUUGCUCAUGUGUCAAUUUGCCAAAUAUCGGGGGGCGAUGGUCAUCGGAACGACAAGCAACGGCGCAGACCAUGUUAUCACUUAUAAGGAAGAGGAUACUGUUGCCAGAGUGUUAGAUAUCACGAAUGACGAAGGUGUACAUGCAAUAUUCGACGGCGUGGGCAAAGAUACCUUCGAGGCCGAUUUCCGCAUGAUCAGGAGGAAAGGAACGCUAGUCUCUAUGGGAGGGGCCUCGGGACCAGUACCACCCUUCGCUCCUCUGAAGCUAUCCGAGAAAAAUGUUAGAAUAGUGCGGCCAAGGAUGAGCAACUACGCCUAUACACCAAGCGAAUCAUUGUAUUACGGGGAUGCGCUAUUUAGCCCUCCUCCUUUGAUUCACAAGGAAUAUCCAUUCACAGCUGAGGGUGCUCGUGAAGCUCAUAUGGAUUUGAUUGGCGGAAAGACGGUAGGGAAACUACUGAUCAAGGUUGGCAACUGAGUGGUGUGUUAGACGACGUGUAGUAGAGUGACCAUAAAAAAGAAUAUAUGUAUAUCUGACGUUUAAUUUCCCAGUGUACGAUACCGAUACUGUUCAGCAGCUCGCAGACCUGCACCAAUUCACUAGGCCUUUGGAUGCUGCCGUGUUCACUGUUAUGCAUUUCAAAUCGCGGCGGCCGUUUAUAGAAAGUUUUGUACUUCGGAGGAGUGUCGAAGCCCGCGCGACUAGUGUGCCCUUGUUUUUU
Messenger RNA from Pisolithus orientalis, 1432 nucleotides. RefSeq lists its product as uncharacterized. Gene Ontology annotation, biological process: cellular response to oxidative stress. The coding region runs from base 289 to 1188 and encodes 299 amino acids. NCBI's taxonomy places the organism in Eukaryota, Fungi, Basidiomycota, Agaricomycetes, Boletales, Pisolithaceae. Gene Ontology annotation, molecular function: quinone reductase (NADPH) activity. Gene Ontology annotation, cellular component: cytoplasm. The transcript has 7 exons. The record is from RefSeq and is a predicted model, not a curated record.